This is a messenger RNA of Acinonyx jubatus (cheetah), 2294 nucleotides long. It is a transcript of the gene SERPINB9, whose product is annotated as serpin family B member 9. The record is from RefSeq and is a predicted model, not a curated record. The transcript is spliced from 7 exons. Gene Ontology annotation, cellular component: cytoplasm. The coding region runs from base 452 to 1579 and encodes 375 amino acids. Gene Ontology annotation, biological process: negative regulation of endopeptidase activity. NCBI's taxonomy places the organism in Eukaryota, Metazoa, Chordata, Mammalia, Carnivora, Felidae. Gene Ontology annotation, molecular function: serine-type endopeptidase inhibitor activity.
UCUUUGGAUCGCAGCCGCACAGUGGUGCAGCUGUGGCCGGUCCCAGAGCCCAGGCCACCUGAUUCCCUCCUCCACUGUCUUGUCUCUGCGCUUCCCAGGUCUCUUCCUCUCCAGCCGCCUCCCUCCACCUCCCCACCCCGCCGCCCUGCUUCUUCACCCCAUCUCUCUCCUAGGGAUCCGCGCACUGACCUCUCCCUACCUCUCCUCUUUCCUGCUGAAAUCACCAUUCUGCAGCUGUAAAUCCGAGCACUACUUACCCAUCCUAAUUCUUCCAGUCAUUCCACACAAACUUCUGGAGCCCUUCCUUUUCCCUGAGCGCUCUUCCAGGCCCGCAGGACCCGCGCGCGGUGCCACACCGCCCCUGCCGCGGGAGCUUGCAGCCUAGUGGGACCACAAGCAAUGAGAGACGGAGUUGCAGAGAAGAGUGAGCCAGCCGCCAGGAGCCUGUAUCAUGGAUGCCCUUUCUGAAGCAAAUGGCACCUUUGCCUUUCACCUUUUAAAGAUGCUGUGUCAGGACAGCCCUUCACGCAACGUGUUUUAUUCUCCUGUGAGCAUCUCUUCUGCCCUGGCCAUGGUCUUCCUGGGGGCAAAAGGAAACACUGCUGCCCAGAUGGCCCAGGUGCUUUCUUUAAACACAGAGAAAGAUAUUCAUCAGAGUUUCCAGUUACUUCUUACUGAAGUGAACAAACCUGGCACCCAGUACUUGCUCAGAACAGCCAACAGGCUCUUUGGAGAAAAGACGUGUGAAUUCCUCUCAACCUUUAAGGAAUCCUGUCUUCAGUUCUACCAUGCUGAACUCGAGCAGCUUUCCUUUGCCAAAGCUGCAGAGCAGUCCAGGAAACACAUCAACACUUGGGUCUCAAAAAAGACUGAAGGUAAAAUUCAAGACCUGUUGCCGGAUAGCUCGAUUGAUGCACAGACCAGGCUGGUUCUUGUCAAUGCCAUCUACUUCAAAGGAAGGUGGAAUGAACAGUUCAACAAAAUGUACACAAGUGAAAUGCCUUUUAAAAUAAACCAGAAGGAGCAGAGGCCAGUGCAGAUGAUGUUUCAGGAAGCUACAUUUAAGCUUGCCUAUAUUGAAGAGGUGCAGGCCCAGGUCCUGGAGGUGCCCUAUGUGGGUGAGGAGCUGAGCAUGCUCAUUCUGCUCCCGGAUGACAACGUGGAUUUAAGUUCGGUGGAAAAACAUCUCACUUAUGAGAAAUUUAGAGCCUGGACCAAGUCAGACUGUAUGAAGAGUACCGAAGUGGAAGUUUUCCUUCCAAGAUUUAAACUGGAAGAGGAUUAUGACAUGGAAUCUGUGCUUCAGCGUUUGGGAAUGGUUGAUGCCUUCCAGGGGGACAAGGCUGACUUGUCAGCAAUGUCAGCUGAGAGAGAUCUGUGUCUGUCCAAGUUUGUGCACAGGAGUGUCGUGGAGGUGAAUGAGGAAGGCACAGAGGCCGCGGCUGCCUCAGCCGUAGUGGUCGUGGAGUGUUGCAUGGUAUCUGGACCAAGGUUCUGUGCUGACCAUCCCUUCCUUUUCUUCAUUAGGCACAAUGCAGCCAACAGCAUUCUGUUCUGCGGCAGGUUUUCUGCUCCCUAAGGGUGAGCGUUUCCUGUGUCCUCCUGUCUUGUACCACAGCCCUGUGAACAUGGGUCUUUAAAGCCAAGUGCCUAGGUGAUGAGGGCAGAUUCCUCAUCCAUCUGAAUCUCAUGCUUGUCCACACUCAGCUCUCUCCAUACUGACCACUCAUUUGCCCUACUUAGUCGAGAUCAUGGGACAAUAGAACUUAAUGAUUCCCUGUUGUAUUUAAAAUGUAGUCCAAAUCCCAUAGGAUGGCAUACAAAAUUUUCCUAGAUGGCUCCAGACUUCUUCCCCACUCAUUCCACAUGUAACUCAGUUACACCAUGUUCUGCCUUGUACCUCAAAACUUGUUGCAUACUUGUCUUAGCCUAUUUCAGUAGUAGUACAUGCUUCUAGCUAAGACAACUGUUUUAUAGUUUUCCUGGUACAUGUGCUUCUUAGAGUUUCUUUAAUGCACAUUUUUAUUUUAUCUUUGACAUUCAUGCAUCAUCAAGUAUGUGGAAAACAGGGCAUCAGGCAUUGGAGACAAAGGGGCAGAGUCAUGGUCUUUUGACAUCUGGUCUUUAAUACUCAUGCUGGAAUGAUGUAGCUUUUAUGACAGCCAGAUUGGACUAGGUAAUGUCCUUAAAUGUAUCAUGUGACCCCCUUGUAGGGAUCAGACAUUCUUCCUGUUAAUUAUAUUUCUCCACCUCCAACUCUAACAGUAAAAAUUUCAUUCAACUCUUAAAGCUCA